Molecule: messenger RNA, 3335 nt
Organism: Apis florea (little honeybee)
Lineage: Eukaryota; Metazoa; Arthropoda; Insecta; Hymenoptera; Apidae
Gene: eIF5B
Product: eukaryotic translation initiation factor 5B
Biological process (GO): translational initiation
Cellular component (GO): mitochondrion; cytoplasm
Molecular function (GO): GTPase activity; translation initiation factor activity; GTP binding
Source: RefSeq, a predicted model, not a curated record
UAUGGUUUAGUUGUGCACAUAUUAGUUGUGCAGACCGGAUUAAAGGAUAUAUGAGGGUUUGUAGAUUUCCUAAGAUUUAUUUGUUGUAAUUAUCUCGAAAUUACGCAUAUUUAAAAGUGAAAAUUGAACUAUUCAAAAGAAUUUUAUUAUUGAAACGAUAAAAAAACUGUUAAAAAACUGAACGUACAUAAAGAAAAUCUUAAAAGUAGAUCAAGAUGCAGGAAUCUCAACCGAAGAAAGGCAAGAAAGCCAGAAGAAAGCGUAAUGAUAGUGACGAAGAUAUCGAAAAAGUUUUGGCCGAAUUGGAAUUGGAAUAUUCUGGCAAUAAAAAAGAAGUCAAAGAUGAACCAAUUGAACAAAAACCUGAAGAUGAGGAUAAAAAGAAAGGAAAAAAAGAUAAGAAAAAAGAGAAAAGUGAAAUUAUUGAUAUUAAAGAAGAGUUGAAAACUGGUAUACUUCUUGAAGAAAAUGAUAUUGAUGAUGAGAUGGAAGUUGGUACUGUAAAAACUGCAGCACAAAAGAAGAAAGAAAAGAAAGAAAGAGAAAAACAAAAAAAACUUGCCCAAAAGAAAGCAGAAAUGAAUAAAAAGGGAGAAAAUAAAGAAGAAAAACCUGCAGAAAAAGAAAUGAAGAAAGAAUCAGAAAUAAAGGUACCAGAAACAAAAACAGCAGAAUUGAAGGAUAUCAGCGAAGUAGAUGUUUCUGUACCUAGUGAAAAUGAAGAGAGCAAAAAGAAAAAAAAGAAAGGUGGAAAAGAAGAAACAAAAGAAAAAGGCAAAGGUCCUGGAAAGAAGACUAUAGCUGCAAUGCAAGAAGCUUUAAAGAAAUUAAAAGAAGAAGAAGAAAGAUUGAAACGAGAAGAGGAAGAAAGAUUACGACAAGAAGAAUUGCGGGAACAAGCUCGAUUAGAGCAAUUGAGACUUGAACAGGAAAGGAAAGAAAGAAAAAAGCUUAAGGAAAAGCAAAGAAAAGAAAGAUUAAAAGCAGAAGGGAAACUUUUAACAACAAAACAAAAACAAGAUAGAGCUAGAGCACAGGCUAUGAUUAAUGCACUUAAAGCUCAAGGUUUAGUAGAUUUACCAGGUGCAGGAGAAAAGAAAACUAGGCCUGGAACUCGUAUAAGACCAAACAAAGUAAAACAACAAGUGAGCGUCGAUGAAAAAGAUGAUGAAAAGAUAGAAGAAAAUGUACCAGAGACAGAUACAGUUGAAGUAGAAAUAAUAGAUCAACAAUCAAAAGAAUCUGAAGAAAAGGAAGAUGAUGUUAAAGAUUCAUGGGAUGCUGAAACUAGUGAAGAUGAACAAGAUGAAGACAAAUUAGAUGAUGUGUCAAAAACUCCUGAAAAAAUUCAGCAAACAAUUCUUUCGUUUGAAAAAGAAAAGCAAUCUCAAAUUGAAGAAACUAGAAAAGAAUCUUCAGAAAGUGAAUCAGAAAGUGAGAGUGGAAGUGAAUCAGAGACUGAGGAAAGUGAAGAUGAUAGUGGAUUAGAGGAUAAAGUAUCAGAUGCAGCAAGGAAAAAGGAGCGAGUUAGAGAACGAAUACAACUUCGAAGAAUAGAAGCAGAAAAAAAAAGAUCGUUAGAUAAUCUUAGAGCUGCCGUAGUAUGUGUUCUAGGUCAUGUAGAUACUGGAAAAACAAAAAUUCUUGACAAAUUAAGAAGAACGAAUGUACAAGAUGGUGAAGCAGGUGGUAUAACUCAGCAAAUUGGCGCCACAAAUGUACCUAUCGAUGCUAUUCGAGAGUCAACGAAACAUGUAAAAGGAUUCGACGAAAAGAAAUUCAGAAUACCUGGACUUUUGAUAAUAGAUACUCCAGGACACGAAUCUUUUAGUAAUUUAAGAAAUCGAGGAUCUUCAUUGUGUGAUAUAGCGAUAUUAGUCGUUGAUAUUAUGCAUGGUUUAGAGCCACAAACCAUCGAAAGUAUUAAUUUACUGAAGACGAAGAAAUGUCCUUUCAUUGUAGCUUUAAACAAGAUUGACAGAUUGUAUGAUUGGCAAACUAUGAAUCGAAAAGAUAUUCAAGAUAUUGUAAAAAGUCAAGCUAUUAAUACACAGCGUGAAUUUGAAAAACGUUCCAAGGAUGUUAUUGUACAAUUUGCGGAACAAGGUUUGAAUGCUGCAUUGUUUUAUGAAAAUCCGGAUCCUAGAAGCUAUGUUUCUCUUGUACCAACUAGUGCUAUCACAGGUGAAGGUAUGGGUAAUUUGCUAUCAUUAAUAGUUGAUGCCUGUCAAGGUCCAUUAGCUAAAAGACUUAUGUAUAGUGAAGAGCUUCAAGCAACGGUUUUAGAAGUGAAAGCAUUGCCAGGUCUUGGAACUACAAUAGACUGUAUUCUAGUCAAUGGAAUGUUGAAAGAAGGCGAAACAAUGAUAGUAGCGGGUACCGAUGGUCCUAUAGUAACUCAAAUUCGUUCGUUACUUAUGCCACAACCGCUUAAAGAAUUGAGAGUCAAAAAUGCGUAUAUUGAACAUCGUGAAGUAAAAGCCGCACAAGGAGUAAAAAUUGCUGCAAAAGAUUUAGAGAAAGCUAUUGCAGGAUUGAAUCUCCAAGUGGCUGAAAAACCAGAUGAAGUAGAAGUUUUGAAAGAAGAAAUUGCAAAAGAGUUGUCUAGUGCUCUCGGUAAUAUUCGGCUUGCAGAACGUGGUGUUUAUGUGCAAGCAUCAACAUUGGGUGCUCUUGAAGCAUUAUUGGACUUUCUCAAAAGCAGUAAGAUUCCGUAUGCCGGAAUUCGUAUCGGCCCCGUUGUCAAAAAAGAUGUCAUGAAGGCCUCUAUCAUGUUGGAGCAUGACAGUCAAUAUGCCACCAUCCUCGCAUUCGAUGUAAAGAUAGAGAGAGACGCCCAAGAAUUGGCCGAUUCCCUUGGAGUUAAAAUUUUCCAAGCGGAUAUUAUUUACCAUCUCUUCGACAAGUUCACCGCGUAUAGAGAGGAGCUGAAGCAACGUAAACGCGAUGAAAACAAGCAUAUUGCUGUGUUUCCCUGCAAACUUCGUAUUUUGCCGCAGUACAUCUUCAAUUCUCGAGAUCCCAUCGUGAUGGGAGUAAUGGUAGAAGCUGGGAUCGUGAAAGAAGGAACACCGCUUUGCGUACCCAGCAAAGAUUUUGUGGAUUUGGGCGUGGUCACGAGUAUAGAAUAUAAUCACAAACCUGUGGAAUCCGCGCGAAAAGGUCAGGAAGUUUGCGUGAAAAUCGAGCCGAUACCUGGAGAAGCGCCUAAAAUGUUCGGUCGUCAUUUCGAUGAAAAGGAUUUCGUCGUAAGCAAGGUAAGCUUUUUCAUGUUUUUUAAUUCAUCGAUCAAAUUUAUACAAGUGAGUCAACGUUGUUGAAUCAACGAUUUACAU